AUGAAAAAUAAUGACAACGGGGUGACAUUUGAGUGUGAGAAUUCGAUACUGUUGCGCACUCAACGUGUAAGUACGUUGUCGGAGUUGAAGAGUUUGAUAUUGAGCAACUUCGGUCGUAUAGAAGCGAGGGAGGUCGGAAGGGUAGGGUAUAAGUUGCUAGCAAAUAUGGGUAAUAGAGUUUUCCGAUUUCGACAAUUUCGCCUUUUAGGGGACGAGCAUGUUCGACUCAUGUUCGACAUCCAUGGGAGGAUCAUGGUGGAACAGGUGACGGAGCUUUACGUCGAAGUUGGAGAUAUUUGUGGUGGUGGUUCUGUACAUUCGACCAAUGUCCAGGACGAUCGACCUCUUGCACCACCACUGAUCCAUCUCGCCAUUCCAGUUGACGAGGCGGAGGAGGGCGACGAGGAGUUAAACGAAGAAUACAUGGCGGAUAGUGUCGACAGUGAUUCCUCCGAAAGGGACGAUGAGGAGGAGUUUGUACCCGAGACGUCCGCCCAGACUGUGGUGCGCCAUGUCUUACCUCCACCUCACCCAAUUCCGACGCUAUUAGCAGUGCCAAGUCACUAUCAUAGUCUGGAUCUUGACGCCAUGCAUGAGAGGAAUCUAUUUUCUAACACGGGAGAAAAAGAUUACAACUUGGACGGUGGGUGCCGGCAAGCUGCAAAUGGGUGUCAAUUGAGCCUCUGUGUGGCCCUUCGACAGAACCUUGGAUACUGUGAGGUUCGGAGGGUUGGUGGAGUGUACAGUUGUUUAGCACUCACCAUGUCUCAAGACCAUCGUCAGUUAGACAGCAGUCUUAUCUGCAGGGUCAUAUUGCUGUUGAUACAGUCCAACCCCUCCAUCAGCAUUUCGAUGUUGCAAGGUGCGGUAUGGGCGAGCUAUCACUUCAAACCCUCUUAUAGAAAGGUGUGGAUGGCGAAGAAGAAAGCAAUUGCGCAGAUCUACAGGGAUUGGGAAGAGUCAUACAACAUGGUGCCGAAGCUGCUUCAGGCACUAUAG
Molecule: messenger RNA, 999 nt
Organism: Arachis stenosperma
Lineage: Eukaryota; Viridiplantae; Streptophyta; Magnoliopsida; Fabales; Fabaceae
Exons: 3
Coding region: 1-999 (332 amino acids)
Source: RefSeq, a predicted model, not a curated record